GACAUUUUCAUGAGUUUCAUCUGACAGCAAUCGGCAUUCGGUAAUUCUAGUCAAAGUGGUUUUAAUUAUUUUAAAUAAUUGAUUUAUUCAGCUGCGUUUGUAUUUACGCACUUUCUGCAUAAAAAGUAUUUCUUUAUUUAUCAACAAUGAGCAACAGAAAGGAGAGCUUGAAAAAAUCUCUUGGACUCACAGAAUAUCCGUGGAGUUCUGACGAUGAAGACAACCCGCAAACAAAUCCGGAACCGGCUGCGUCGUCAAGUAGAAGACAGGCUGAAUCUGAAAAUCCUAAUCAGCCUGGACCUAGCGGUCAUAACACAGGGGGACCUUCACUGUCCAUAUCACCAUCAAGAAGGCACCAAACUAGAUUGGAACGUGACUUGUUCUGGUCACUGCUCAAUAAUCCAAACAGAAUGAGCGGUGGAGGACCCAUGAGGCCGAGUACAAGUUCCGCGGACCCCGUCGAAACUCACGAACGGAUUGAUCUCGAUAGUCCAGUUUCGAACAUACAGCGCAUACUUGCAAUUAAAAGGUUAACUCGAAGCCUGGGUGCCAACCUUUGCAAACACCCGCAACGUCCUGGUCCUGGCUCAUCAAGGAAUAUAAUAUUCACUCCAACAAUGCACGGGGAUUAUUCGUCUUUAAAGUUCGGUCGUCUCAAGAGAAGACCCAUGUCCCGAGUGCCACCAGCCGGGUGUAGCAGGAAUAGCAUAAUUCCCGCAGUGAUAGAGUCCGCCUCGGCCCCGGCGCACUCCGACGAAGAGUCUCCCCAACCGAUCAACUCGGCAUCGCCGGAACAUAAUGAUGAUAAUGCCGAAGAUCAGGAAACUAUGGAAGUGGACACGUCUGCCGGUGGAGUUUCUCUCGAGGAAGAAAUAGUUGAGAUAGACGGAGGGGGUGAGGAGAACCAGGACGAAAAUGGCAAUGAAGAAGAACAAGCCGAACAGGCGAGCGGAGAUGAAGAUGCUCAUGAAGAAAAUUCUGCUCAGGAAGAGACUGCUCCCGCUGAAUCACAACAGUCUCAGGGAAUUAAAAGAAAAGGGGAAAUACCCGAGGAGAGAGAACCGGAUUCGGUCAAGGAGUUCAAUCAAAGCCUGCUGCGCCUGCUGGAGUGCCCCGUGUGCCUGGAGUGGAUGGAGCCGCCCAUGUCGCAGUGCCGGCGCGGCCACCUGGUGUGCGGGCGCUGCCGCGCGCGCCUCGCCGCCUGCCCCGUGUGCCGCACCGCCUUCUCGUCCGUGCGCAACCGCGCCAUGGAGGCCGUGGCGGAGAUGCUGCGCUACCCGUGCCGCCACGGCUGCGGGCGCGAGACGCGGCUGCGGCGGCGCGCGGCGCACGAGUCCAGCUGCGCGGCGCGCCGCUACCGCUGCCCCGCGCCGCCCUGCGCCGAGCGCCCGCCGCUGUCGCUGGCCGACCUGCCGCACCACUUCCAGACUAAGCAUCUCUCCAUGCUGAAAGUGGGCCGCAAGCACAAGUUCUCGAUGAAGGUGAACUCCGAGCAGCACGACAACUGGCUGGUGAUGGCGGCGCGCGAACUGUUCCACUUGCGAGUGGACGUCGACAUCCGCACGUGGGGCGUCGUGGUGUACGUCGCCUACAUCGGGCCCAAGUGUAAUGCUAGCAACUUCACCUACGCGGUGACAGUUACCGGGCAACACAACGAUAGAAAACUCGUGUACACCCGCGCAACACACAGCGAUUUGGAGAGCUCGUCCCUGAACGUGAGCCGCCAGGACUGCUUCCACCUCACUCUGGAUCAGGCCCUCAACUUCCUGAGAUUCAAGAAUCGGUACUGCGAACCGGACAAGUUCCUCGACUUCGUGGUGGAGAUCAACAAGCGCGAGGUGCCCGCGGAGAACACUCUGGACGAGUCCGAUUCCUGAUUAGAGUGUGUCGUGUACGUGAGCGAGGGCCGCAUCGUGCGCUACGAGACGCACGGCCUGCCCGCGCCGCCCGCGUCCCCCGCGCCGCCCGCGCCGCCCGCGCCGCCCGCCGCGCGUUGAGUCGGUCCGGCGUGACGAUACAAAUCGCAAUUUGUGCUCAAACAAAAAAAUGGACUAUGAAAUUUUUUCUAAAGUGUAUCUUGUCUAAUACUUAUACGUAGAGCCCUCUCUCGAUUUUCGUUUCUUUCGUGAUCGAAUAGCGUUGAUCGCUAUUCUGUAUGAUCAUUUGUAAAGCGAUCAAUAUAUUAGUUACCUCGUGUUCUUGGUCAUCGAUGUUUAAAUUAUUUUGGAAAUAAAAGUUUAGGCGUGUCUCACCUUUAUAUGGCACACCUGAUAAUAUAAUGGCAUGUAUACCUUUAAAUAUAAUUAGCUACUAAGUAAAAGACUGUAUUUUUUUAUCUUUUAUUGUAAAGCUUCGAUUACAUUUCGGUUCUUUAUUUGGAGCUAUAAACUGUGAGUAUAAUUGAGAGUAAUGAAUUUACACAUUUUUAACGAAAUUAUAUAUUUAUUUUAUAUGCAUCGUGCAUUGAUUAUUAGGAAUUUAAAAAAAAUAAACAAAUUUUAAAUUAAAAAUAUCAAUAUAUUUUUUAAAGAUAGUACUUUAAGAUUGUCUACUAAAUUUCUGUAUUGUAAUAUAACUGAAGUACUUUAACUUAAUUAGAAUAUAUUUUAUAUCCUGGCUAACUUAGCACUUUACUGGGAGUAUAUCUCUAAUCGCCUAAUAGGCAGUAUACAUCAUAUCUAUGGAAAUAACUUAAUUAUGAUUAUUAUUUUAAAUAUUUAACAACCAAUAAAUGUAAACAUAAGUCGAGGCCGUAUUUCAAAUUUAAACAGGCUGUUACCGUGACAUGUUCUCAAUCCACACGGAAACGCCAAGACUGAUGAUUUUAUUAUCGACUGGGUCGACAUUAUUGAGUAAUCAUUUAUAAUAGGGAGAACCUACAGGUGUUGAUGUAUGAGGAAUGAUUUCGAACAAACGAAACAUUAUUCCUUAUACUAUGGUUUAUUAAAAGCCAGUGGCUUUUAGUAUUAUAUUGAAUAUGAUAUUGUAGUGUAAUAUUAAUAUAGCAUUCGUAGUGCAUGCAUUAUAUAAUUGUAUUUGACGCUCUAUUUAUUCUUAUAACAAACCUCUAUAUAAUGGUUUAUUGUAUUCUAUUUGUAUCUCAUAUUACUCGUCAUGUCAUGUAAUCAUGUCAUUUUUAGAUUGGUGUUAUUUAUAUUACAUAGACUGCCUUGUUGGUAUAGUGGCUAGCAUAUAAAGCCGCAGACCCAGGUCAGCCCGAUAAAAAAGAUGUUCUUCGUAGCACCCCGGAGUCUGUUGUCUGGAUGUUGGCAGCAUUGAGAAUAGACAUCUGCGUUAUUGGUCUAGAGGAAACAUCAUAAAUUGUAUACAAUUAUAAAAUCGAAUAAGUAUUAAAGUAUGUCUAUUACAUGUAUUUAAGAUCACCUAUUGGUGUAAUUAGGAAUUAACAUUAGUAUCAAAUAAUCCUUAGACUUUAUUGUCCGCGGGAGGCUUAACUACUUAUAUAGUAUUCAUAAUUGUCUAUGUGUCUACUUUUGGUGUAUAAUCUACUAUAGCAUAAUUUAAAAAUUUUAAACUAUUGAUUGGAAAUCUGAAUUCAAUUUCGAUGAUUCUAGAGUUUGUUGGGAACAUGCUAAAAAUAAUGUAAAGAUUACUAGAAACGUAUAAAACCUCUGAAUAAUUAAAAAUAAAUCACGGCAUGUUAAUAUUAUUUAUUCUCAAUCUAUACGUCAUGCAUCUAAUGUAUGUUUUAUUGCAUCAACAAUAUAUAAAAUACGUAUAUUUCCUACUCAUUCUUUUACCGUGUCGUUUUUGUUUCCGAGACCAAAAUCGUUCCAAAUUUAAAAUAUUCGUUUCUCUACAUAUUUAUAACACAAUAUUUAAGUAAGAUUGUAUGUUUAUAUCUAUCUCUGAAUAUUAUAAAAUAUUUGAACACGAUACACAAUGUGUCAACAUUAUUUACAAUUAUUAUAUACAUUAUACAGAAUUACAAUGCAAUUAUUUUUAAAAAUAUAGACUCAUUUGCACUGAAUUGUGUAUAGUAUGUACUAAUGGGUUUUUUAAUACUUACAAUAUAUAAUAAUCGAAUAAAUAUAUAUUUAACUUGUAUUCGUUUAAGUAAUUAGGAAUUCGGCGUCAUUCGUUUUGGUAUUAAAAGUUCAAAAGACCACAUUUUUAUAUGAAGGACUUAAGGCAAGAAAUAUAAUUAUUUAGAUUAUACUUUAAAUGUGAUGAGAAAAAUUCUGUCCACGUCGAAAGGAUAGGAAAGAUUUUAGUUUCAUUUUCAAAAUCGAAUUUAAAAUGACGUUUUGAAUUAAGGUUAGUAUUUACCUACAGUCAGCUAGAAGCUGAUAAUAUUUAAUCAUGCAUUUUAUUAUUCUUAGGGUAGUCAUUCAAAGUUACAAAUUAUUGUUUCAAUACUUUUUAAAUUUCAUAUACAUAAUCGUAAUAAUCACUAAUUACAAUUAUCUUUCGUAUGAACGGCUCUGUUGUGUUCCUUUUAUUAAUAUUAUUAUGUUCAUUAUGGGUUAGGUAUGAAAUCUGUGAUGUUUUGUUAUCAAUUGCAUUUGUGGUGUCAUUUAUUGUGAUUGUUACCUUGUUUUGUUUUUGUUUGACUUUUUU
Molecule: messenger RNA, 4581 nt
Organism: Vanessa tameamea
Lineage: Eukaryota; Metazoa; Arthropoda; Insecta; Lepidoptera; Nymphalidae
Exons: 14
Coding region: 147-1877 (576 amino acids)
Biological process (GO): proteasome-mediated ubiquitin-dependent protein catabolic process; multicellular organism development
Cellular component (GO): cytoplasm
Molecular function (GO): ubiquitin protein ligase activity; ubiquitin conjugating enzyme binding
Source: RefSeq, a predicted model, not a curated record